Molecule: messenger RNA, 165 nt
Organism: Coprinopsis cinerea okayama7#130
Lineage: Eukaryota; Fungi; Basidiomycota; Agaricomycetes; Agaricales; Psathyrellaceae
Exons: 3
Coding region: 1-165 (54 amino acids)
Source: RefSeq, a predicted model, not a curated record
AUGGUUUGGCAAGCUCUUCUCUCGUUAGGCUUGCUGUUCGCGAAUCCUGCACAAGCCCUCCUCCGCCUUCCAUGUUCGCAGCUUGUCACUGAACGAUUCGAUCCACUGGUCACCCCAGGCGAAGUUUCUUCCCAUGUGCACCAGAUUGUUGGAGGAAAUGCGUAA